AUGCCUACGGCCUCAGGCCUCCCAGACAGUCUGAUACCCACACAGUCCCAAAUGAGUAUCAAUCACUCAGGAUGGAUCAAUAUGAUUCCGUUCCCUCAGAUGAGAGAAAACCUCAUUCGCUGGGAGGGAAGUUUUAUUCAUUGGGACUUUGUGAGCGAUAUCAUAGGCAGUAUACUAGAAGCUAGUCUGUUCGCCCAAUCGGGGAAUUCCAUCUCUGCCAGAGCAGAUUCGGAUGCAGAGGAUAUUAAAUUCAUAUCUAAAGCGAAUCAGGAUGACGAUGCCAGUGAAAGAAAUGGUCUUGUCGUUUGGGGAGAGCCCUAUAUACCUGAGAACUGGGAGGUCACACCUGGAUUUCUUACAAAGUGGGCGUGGACAAUGCAUGGAUGCCAUGAACUGAUAGCCUCAACUAAUCAUUGGAGAAUGAUCAGAGGGGAAAAGAAGCUUCGCUUUCCUAUCUUCUAA
This is a messenger RNA of Penicillium taxi, 462 nucleotides long. RefSeq lists its product as uncharacterized. The record is from RefSeq and is a predicted model, not a curated record. Lineage: Eukaryota; Fungi; Ascomycota; Eurotiomycetes; Eurotiales; Aspergillaceae. Bases 1 to 462 code for a protein of 153 amino acids. The transcript has a single exon.